CUGAUAUGAUAUUGAGGUUGAGGUAAUUGCUGCAGAGCUGCGGGAAGUAGAACCUUUGGCAUAAUUAGUCUAUGUUACUCGGACUCUUCACUUUCGGUGCCGCACUUGUGUCAACACGACAUGGAUGUGGGAUCCGUACCCGAUCUGGUCAACCAAUUUUGGAUACUUUGACCAAAAUCGACGUAGAACUUCUGGACAGAUUCAAUGAUUUCUUUAAUCAAAACUAAAGCUAAGAUAACUAUAUACUUGAAGGUCAGUAAAACAGUCGCUUUAAAAGUUAAGGAAUCAGAUAGUAUUGGCAAAGUCAAAUCUUUAUUACAUGAUAAGGAGGGCAUACCGGAAUGUCUUCAGCAGCUAUUUUCAAAAGGUAUUCGGCUUAUGGACGAACAGAAAUUAGUCGAUUACGGCAUUAUCAAGAACUCCACCCUUCAUGCUUAUGUCGACAAUUCAAUCCCGAGGAUAUUUGUAGUGAAGAGACCCUAUGCUGGAGGUGCAAUUAUGGUUUAUUCAAGGAUUUGUGAUACUAUCCAGGAUGUCAAAUUUAGGAUCGGGGCCAAAGAAGGAAUAAAAUCAAACGACUUCUCUCUUAUUCAUGGUGGAAAGUUUCUUGAAGAUGACAAAACCUUAGCUUUUUACAAAAUUGACGGUGGAUCAACCCUUCACAUGGUUUUCAAACCGAGAGACAAGUUGCUUAUUUCUGUGGAAAUGCCAAAACCUGAAAUUGUACAAAUAGAAGUCAACACUGCCUUAACUGUUCGCGACGUUAAAACAGUUAUAGAGAGCAAAGUUAGCCACUCAAUGGAUGAUAUGGAUCUGUUUCUGGGGAAACAGGAACUGGAAGAUUCAAAGAAAUUGUAUCAGUAUGAUAUCGACGAAGACUGCUUCUUACAGGUGAAGCCCCGAACAAUGCAGAUCCUUAUCAAGAAAUGGAGUGGUGGAAGUAUAAUGCUAGACGUGCACAGCCACACCUUGGUCGAGAAUGUCAAGGGCAUGCUUCUAAAGAAGCUAGGAAUACCGGUUCAUCUGCAAAAGCUUGUGUUUGAGGGAAAAAUUCUAGCUGAUUCCCGGGAUUUAGCUAGCUACAAUAUUAAAAAGCACUCAAAUGUCUUUUUGGAUUUUCGUUGUUGCAAUGCCACACGCAGCCAGAAGGACCCAUUAUCUAAUAUUAAGAGUUACCAACAGAUAAAGUUAUGUACCAUUAAAGGAGUGAUUUCCAGUGCUACCUCCGUUGCUCAUUUGAAAACGUUGAUCAGGGACGAACUAAAACUACGUGUGAAGGAACUAUUACUAGGUGGCAAGCUUUUGGACAGCUUAUGUUGUCUUGGUGAGUAUGGAAUUACAAAGAAUACAGAGUUGCUAAUUGCUUGCUGAUUGUUCAGACAACUUAAUUGUGUCGUAUAUAAAGACUGAAAGUGCCAGUUUUUGCUGCAAUUUUCGCAAACAUGUUCAUAUUUGGAAGAUGGUGAACUUUUGUUGUUGUAGAUCUUCUUAGAAUACAGUCAGCUGGAUGACUUUGAAACUGAAAAACCAAUGCAAUGGUGUUCCUUUGUUUUUUCUUUUUCUUUUUAUCUGCUGUUUUUGCCUCACUAUAUGAGUCACUUUCUUUUGGUUUUGUGAUAGUAAUAUGCCUUGAAGGGUUUGUUGAAUCCAUCAACCAAAGGUGGAGUCAAAAACUUUAGUUUAUGGGUUUUUGAAUUACAAGUUUUUUUGCUUA
Molecule: messenger RNA, 1714 nt
Organism: Lycium barbarum (goji berry)
Lineage: Eukaryota; Viridiplantae; Streptophyta; Magnoliopsida; Solanales; Solanaceae
Product: polyubiquitin-like
Exons: 2
Coding region: 205-1371 (388 amino acids)
Biological process (GO): modification-dependent protein catabolic process; protein ubiquitination
Cellular component (GO): nucleus; cytoplasm
Molecular function (GO): protein tag activity; ubiquitin protein ligase binding
Source: RefSeq, a predicted model, not a curated record